AUGACCCUAAAUUCGCAGACAAUAUCUUAAUCACCUUGCAGUUAUAACUCUGUGGCGUAAGUUGUAGUUUCUGGAAGUGAUAGAUAACUCCUAGAGCAUAAAGACACCUGCUUGACACCAAGAUCGCUAGUUGCUGUUUGGAGAUGCUGCGUUUUCUGAUCUUGCUGGGAGUCGGAGUUUUGCUGGGAAUCCAUAUACUUGGCACUCCGGACUGCAAUGUGUGUGCAUCCAAGAGCAACGUUGCCUGUGUAUCAAAUACUUCGUUUCAAUUUUGUUCGACUAACGAUUUGCCCUUUGGCCCGGUUUACACUUGUCCGACGGGAUAUUAUUGCACGGCGAAUGACAUGAUAUGUAACACAAAUGUUGCCUUAAGAUCCUGCAUUGGUUGUGGUUCUUGCAAUAACAAUAACAGCUUCGCCUGCCUCACCGCCAGGACUUCGUUGUGCUUGGGGACAAGCACUCCUUCGCAGAUCCUGGGAAGCUGUGGAGCGAACUACGUCUGCGAUUACAACAAUCCGAAUAUUUGUGGAAGUCCCUCCGCGGGAUCCCAAGCCACUUGUCCCGGAGACACUACUGAAACCGGACUAGAUUCUACAGGAUUGACACCCACCGCGUACUGUUCACUUGUCCAACAGCGUGGACGAUUUCCCUAUGGCAUCGACCUUAAUACCACGUGUAAGCAGUACAUAUAUUGUUUCCUGAGUGAAACUUACUGGCGGGGAGAUCUCUACUCUUGUCCCGGUCAAACGUAUUACGAUAGCUCAUCGCAUUACUGCGAAGCUGAAGUGCCCGCAAGAUGUACUUAUGGUGUCGCCACUUUGCGCCUCACGAUUCCAUAGAUGUUUUGACAAUUUAACAAAUAAUAUAUCAGAUAGGUUUACUAAACUUAAGUUUGUUAAAAAAUUCUUUGCAAGCAAGACAGCAUAAUACGAUUAGAAUUAUUUCUCAUUAUUCUAAUUAUUCCUCAUAAGUUACAAGUUGAAUUACUACUUGAUU
Drosophila gunungcola (fruit fly) is the source of this 996-nucleotide messenger RNA. RefSeq lists its product as uncharacterized. Gene Ontology annotation, cellular component: extracellular region. Lineage: Eukaryota; Metazoa; Arthropoda; Insecta; Diptera; Drosophilidae. Gene Ontology annotation, molecular function: chitin binding. The record is from RefSeq and is a predicted model, not a curated record.